This is a messenger RNA of Vigna radiata var. radiata (mung bean), 803 nucleotides long. RefSeq lists its product as uncharacterized. The transcript is spliced from 2 exons. The coding region runs from base 193 to 570 and encodes 125 amino acids. The record is from RefSeq and is a predicted model, not a curated record. NCBI's taxonomy places the organism in Eukaryota, Viridiplantae, Streptophyta, Magnoliopsida, Fabales, Fabaceae.
UUCGUAUGUUUUAAAAUAUUACAGGCAGCGACGCUUGGACGGGUUGUUCAUGUUGAUGAGGUCUUUACACAGACUCAUAUUCGCAAGGGGACUGGUGAAUAUGUUGAUGAGAGGUCUCGCAAGACCAUUGAAGAUUUUUCUGCGAGAUUGACACAGGCAAGACCAGAGGGGGGAUCUGGUGCUAAUGAAGAAAUGAUCAGGACCCAAUGCUGGGUUGAUACCGUCGGGGGAAAAAAGAAAGGACGACUGUAUGGGGUAGGGCAACUUGCCUCUCAUUAUAGUGCUGGAAGAGGAGGCAUAUUCAGACAUCAAUCAUCUACCUCUACCUCAUUUUACCCCAACAAUGUCGUCAGUAAAGAUGCUUAUGAUUCACUUCUAGCCAAAUUUGAAAAUCUGGAAAAUCUGGUUAGGACAUUGGUUCCUCAGCAAGGACAUACCGCCCCAUCAUCAUCCCAACAGCCAUGUCCACCUCAGCAGCCUCCUUUCCAGAUCACGGUUGUGCAAGACGAAGAUAGUGAUGAUUCUGAUGAUCGUGAUGAUCCUAAUCCUGAUGGUUAUCAUAGGUUUUGAUAUUUAGGAACUUUAGAAAAAAAAAUUAGUUAGGUUUUCUUUUUUAAGAACUUUGACACUUAUGAAACUUUGAAGUUAGUAUUUUAGUAUCAAACUUUGUUUUGCAUUUUAAACUUAGAAGUUUGGGAUUGCAUUUUNAACUUUGUUUUGACACUUAUCAUCUUUGGAAACUUAGAAUGAUUGAAGUUUUCUUGAUGAAUGUUGAAUGAUUACAUUUGAAUUGAUGUUUGGAA